AUGGACGCUAUUCUGAAGACAUUAUUCUCCUCGGAGGAGCAAGAAGUGUACGUUUUGGAUUGUUUAUCGUACUUGAUUAUGGUUAUGGCAUUCAUAACUUUUGUGACUUUACUCUUUGAGCACGUGCCCUAUGGCAGAUAUGCAUCCAGGAGGUAUGGAUUCCCUGUGAAUGUUCAAUUCGCCUGGUUUGUUAAGGAGCUGCCGGCUUUUCUGGUGCUGAGUUUGGUGCUCUGGAGUCAAUGUGCAAAGAUAAUGCACCUGCCCAACCAGCUACUUCUGCUCAUGUUCAUUUUCCAUUGUUUGCAAAGGUCCCUCAUCUACCCAUUUUUAAUUCGAGGAGGGAAAUCCACACCAUUCAUCUCGUUUGUCCUGGCCUUUGUCUUCUGCAUUUAUAAUGGGUACCUGCAGGCAAGAUACCUGAGUCACUAUGCAGAUUACCCACCUGGUUGGGUUACACAUCCCUGUUUCAUCAUAGGGUCUUGUAUGUGGUUCCUGGGAUGCAUCAUUAAUAUUCACUCUGACCAUAUUCUCAGGAACCUCCGUAAGCCUGGAGAGACAGGCUAUAAGAUACCUAGAGGGGGCAUGUUUGAGUAUGUAUCAGGAGCAAACUUCUUUGGGGAGAUUGUGGAGUGGACUGGAUUUGCUCUGGCUGGUCACUCGGUCCAUAGUGCAGCUUUUGCUCUCUUCACUCUCAUUGUGCUGUCCAGCAGAGGAAUGGCCCACCACAAGUGGUAUCUCACAAAAUUUGAAGACUAUCCUAAAUCAAGGAAAGCUUUAAUACCGUUUGUGCUCUGAUCCUGUGGUAAGCCCAUAUGCCACACUUCCACAGAUACAAUAUUAUGAAAUUUUGCCCAUUAUGAUUGCACAACAAAUAUUUUUAUUAAUGCUUCAUAUUUUAUGGUUUUCAAGGGAAGUGCUAUCAUAAUGUACAGAGACUGGUGCAUCGAGCAUUACACAAUAACAAUAACUCAAUUCUACAAGACAAAUAAUUGAUUUAUAUUAUAUAGCAGCACGCAUAUUUAUGAAGUGCAAAAACAGCAUUACUAUAAGAGAUCAUACAGUGUCUGAGAUGAGAUGAGAUACACAUGGCAGGCAGCUGCUGCCAUAAUCCAGACGUUCCCUAUUAACCACCUCUUCUUCAAGACAGUAACAAAAUAUGGACUUUCUGAUCG
Sinocyclocheilus rhinocerous is the source of this 1172-nucleotide messenger RNA. Its product is annotated as 3-oxo-5-alpha-steroid 4-dehydrogenase 1. The record is from RefSeq and is a predicted model, not a curated record. Gene Ontology annotation, cellular component: membrane. Lineage: Eukaryota; Metazoa; Chordata; Actinopteri; Cypriniformes; Cyprinidae. Gene Ontology annotation, biological process: steroid biosynthetic process. Gene Ontology annotation, molecular function: 3-oxo-5-alpha-steroid 4-dehydrogenase activity.